This is a messenger RNA of Procambarus clarkii (red swamp crayfish), 2221 nucleotides long. Lineage: Eukaryota; Metazoa; Arthropoda; Malacostraca; Decapoda; Cambaridae. The record is from RefSeq and is a predicted model, not a curated record.
GUGCGAGGAUGGUGGGCCGAAGCCAGGUGUUGCUACUGCUGCUGGGCUGCUUCCUCACCACCGACCUUGCUCUCUCUCAACAAGACACGUCGACGCAGGACCCGGUCUCCGAGAUCAGACACCUCCUGCCGAAGGCCAACUUCGCUAACAACUCCGUAACAAACGUGACGGUUCAGCUGGGGGCGACGGCCUUCCUGCCCUGCAAGUACCGCCACCUGGCCGACCAUCAGGUGACGUGGUUCAGGCGUCGCGACUGGCACAUCCUCACUACCGGCAUCUUUACCUACACCAACGAUGAGCGCUUCGCCGUCCUGCACCCGGAGGACUCCGACGACUGGACGCUGCAGAUCAAGUACACCACCCGGAGGGACAAUGGCACCUACGAGUGCCAGCUGUCGACGGGGACCGGUGUCAUCUCGCAGUUCGUCAACCUACACGUGGUGGUGCCUCAGGCGUUCAUCCUUGGCAACAAAGACUACCACGUACAGCUGGGCUCCACCAUCAAGCUCGUCUGCGUUAUCAAACAGAGUCCGACGCCGCCGCAGUACGUGUUCUGGUACCACAACGACCACAUGAUCAACUACGACACUCAGAGAGGCGGGAUCAACGUGUCGACGGAGACGGGACCCAAGAAGACGCACUCGCACCUCGUCGUCAACGACGCCCGCUACCAGGACUCCGGCAACUACACCUGCAGCGCCUCCAACACCCAGCCCGCCUUCUCCAACGUCUUCGUCUCCCACGGUGACAAGAUGGCCGCAAUACAGCGACAGAUGGCGGCUAGAGGCUUGGCUCUCCACCCUGGCACCUGUCUGUGGCUCUGGUGCCUGGCGGCCACAGCGCUCUUGGGUCGCAGAUGAUGGGUCGGGCUGCUUCCUGCUCUUUGUCUCUUAUAACUGUUCCAUCACUACGUCCUGGGGGUGGCCCUCAAGAUGAUGGUGAGGAUGUCGUUGAAUCUUCCCCUAGCGCACUGCUGCUGCCUCCGGUCACACUACAGUGAGGGAGAACAGUGAGGAUUUAUGCAGUGUACGGUGUACUUUGAGGAUUUGUACAGUGAGAGGUGUGGAUUAACUAUCGAGGUGCGAACUGAGCGGCUUUUGGAACACACUCGAUGUGUUCGAGGCCUUUUGGAACACUCCCGAUGUGUUCGGGGGAGCUUUUGGAACACCCCCGACGUGUUCGAGGCCUUUGGUACACCCCCGAUGUGUUCGGGGGAGCUUUUGGAACACCCCCGACGCGUUCGAGGGCUAUUCGAGCACAGUGGACGUGUUCCGGAAGAGCAUUCGAGGGAGCGCUGUGUGCUCUUAUAGAGUGCCUGGGGAGUGUGCGGUGGUCUGUAGAGCGGUAGUGACUGAGGACUUCGCAGCUGCUUACUUGGUGUCUCUUGACCAGAUGUAAACAAUAACGAACUGAUGGUCAUAGUGAUCAUAAAUAACAAUGACACUGAUGGCGUUAGUGACGACGUUACUGGAGACAGCUGAUAGACGUUAGUGAUGGAAAAACAAUGAUAGAACUUUAUUUAUAUAUCAGAGGUUAUGGAACUGUUGAUAUUAACGAUGAGGACAAAAUGUUGACAUUUCUGGCGUUAGUGCUGAGACACAAUGCUAGAACUGAUGAUAUCAAAGAUGAGAAAUAAUGAGAUACUUCAAGUCUAUACCUAUUUCUUUGAGCCAGAAGAAGCAGCAAACACGAAUCUUUAAGGCAACAUAACGGAGAUAAAAACCCCAUUCAGUAGCGACACAUUGACCACCCAUUAACCAGACACUUGUUUAAUAAUGCUGAACAUCCCAUUUCAAACAGAAUAUAUUGCUCAAACAUUUUCAGAAAUAAUAUAAAAAGGCUAAUGUUAAAAUAAUUCACCGCGGUGAUUUGUUCCCGAGUGUCCAGCAUUUAGCACAAGGAAGAACGGGUUUAAAGUUAUAAAACCGAGAGGAGUAAUGCAAUCAGGAAGUCCCAGAGUACUCGUUCCAAGCAUUCUUUAACAGAGGUUGGUGUGAGAUAUUCUUAGCUGUGUCGUUCAUAGCUGUGUCGUUCAUAGCUGUGUCGUUCACAGCGGUGUCGAUCACAGCGGUGUCCAACAGCACUACAAAAUCGACCAAAUUGCGUUACUAUCCAACCACUUAUAUUACUUAGUGGCUUAAAGUGACAUGGUAUUUUGAUCCAUAAUCGUCCUUAUGAAGUUAAUUAAGGUGAUUGUAAAUAUUUGAGAAUAUCAAAGAUG